Messenger RNA from Ruditapes philippinarum (Manila clam), 1321 nucleotides. RefSeq lists its product as uncharacterized. The record is from RefSeq and is a predicted model, not a curated record. Gene Ontology annotation, biological process: mitochondrial protein catabolic process; mitophagy by internal vacuole formation. The transcript is spliced from 5 exons. Lineage: Eukaryota; Metazoa; Mollusca; Bivalvia; Venerida; Veneridae. The coding region runs from base 322 to 1134 and encodes 270 amino acids. Gene Ontology annotation, cellular component: mitochondrial outer membrane.
ACACGAAAGGUAAGAGUUUAAGUUUUCAAAUGUAUUUAUAUCAAUAAUUUACUUAGAACGAAAUUUAACGUCGUAUGUUUGUUUUACAUAAUUUGUUAUGAACUUUAUUAUUUUACAAAUAUACUCAUUGAAAUAUUCUUUUCUCAAAAAUCAAUUGGUUGUAAACAUAUUUUAAAUGAAACAAAAAAACCUAUCUCGGAGAUAAAAGACCGUGAGUAACUACAGUCUUAUUAAAGGUUCGAUACGCUUUUUUAAAGUAUUUUAGUGGUAAAUAUACAAUCAAUUUACAAUUUUAUACAUCGUGGAAACAGACAAAAUUCAAUGGACGACGAAUUAAAUGAGGUUUGUGAUAUAUUGGUUAAAUCACAAAUUCAGUUAGAAGAUUGCAGAUACAUUGCCGAGGAUCAAGAUACGGAAAAUUUUUUGCUUAAAAACGAACUUUGGAAUGCACAAGAUGAAAAUAAAGCCCUAAUAAAACAGCACAAUUCGGAUUUGCGUGCGAGAGAUAAAUGCAUAUCCGAGUUGGACGAAAAGGUUCUUCAGUUACAACACGAAUUGGAAUCUAAAACUAAUGAAUUACAAAGCAUGCGUCAAGAAAUUAUACAGCUUUCUGCAAACCUCAAAACAAAGGAUACCGCUGACAUCAAAGACAUUUUGGAUUCAUACAAUGAGCUUUAUGAUACACAUCAUUCAAAUGCAUUUGAAGAAUUAGACAAAAUAAUCAAGGACGAGAAGGAAAUAGUAAUGAUUCUAAAAAAGAUUCUCUUUGACGCUAUGCAAUAUAUUGAAAACGAAAAAGAAGGGAAACAGUUCCGAAUAAGUAAGCCAACAAAAGAAUCUGCCCUUGAAAAAUACUUAAAAUAUUUGAAGUCGCAAGAUACCAAAAUUCCAACAGGUUACGGUGCUGUCAGAUCUUACAUAAACAAAUGUUUUGACGUGUGUUGGGAAAUAUAUGAGAACAAAGACAAACUGAAAAUUCAAAGCGACAAUACCACACAUAGAGACAUUUUCUCAACAGAAAUGUACAGAGCCUUUACUAAAACAGGGACACUCAUUGAUUACUUAGUAUGGCCUUCGUUGUUACGCAUUGAUGGAACAUCCAUCGUACUAAAAGGUGUUGCCCAAUGUCAGUAAAACAGUGUAGUUAAAUAAAUAGAAAUAUACAUAUCUAAAAUAAAUAUGUUUUAUUUCAUCGUUAAUCUCUUGUUCCGUCCUUUUAUAUCAAUUUAUAUAUUGAAACAUACAAAUUGAACACUGUCGCAGUGAAAUGUUACAACUAUUGCUUGUGUGUUGAUUUUGUAAUAAAUACAUAUUCUUUAUC